Messenger RNA from Carica papaya (papaya), 1041 nucleotides. Its product is annotated as Peroxidase superfamily protein. The record is from RefSeq and is a predicted model, not a curated record. Gene Ontology annotation, biological process: response to oxidative stress; hydrogen peroxide catabolic process. NCBI's taxonomy places the organism in Eukaryota, Viridiplantae, Streptophyta, Magnoliopsida, Brassicales, Caricaceae. Gene Ontology annotation, molecular function: peroxidase activity; heme binding.
UCCGUCAACUCCAAACUCACCGUAGACUACUACAAAAAAUCAUGCCCCAGGUUCGAGGAAAUUGUCCGGCAAGUCGUCACAGAUAAGCAGAUGCAGGCACCUACAACCGCCGCCGGCGUCGUCCGCCUUUUCUUCCACGAUUGCAUGGUUGAAAGUUGCGAUGCCUCCAUCCUCAUUGCAUCCACCCACAACAGAAAAGCCGAGCGCGACCAUGACAUCAACCUCUCUCUCCCCGGCGAUGCCUUUGACGUCAUCACCCGCAUCAAGACCGCCCUCGAGCUCGAAUGUCCCGGCAUUGUUUCCUGCUCAGACAUUAUUGCCAUUGCAACGAGAAACUUGGUCGUCAUGGUGGGUGGACCUCACUACGAGGUUCGAUUUGGGCGGAAAGACGGCACCGUAUCGGACACCAGCCGGGUAGACGCCAGCCUCGCUAAAACCACCACACCAAUUGACCAAAUCAUCACCAUGUUCGGGGAAAAAGGGCUUUCGGUGCAAGAACUUGUUGCCCUCCUCGGGGCUCACACAAUUGGAUUCACGCAUUGCAAGGAGUUCGCUAAAAGAAUUUAUAAUUUCAGCCCUACGUCGCAGAACGACCCGCAAAUGGAUCCGGAAUACGCAGAGGCCUUGAGGAAACUGUGCAUGAACCACACGAUGGUGCCGCAAAUGUCAGCGUUCAACGACGUGUUCACCCCGGGAAAGUUUGAUAACAUGUAUUAUAAGAAUCUGAGGAGGCGAAUGGCGCUGCUUCAGUCAGAUCAGGCGGUGGCGACAGACAAGAGGACGAGGCCGUUUGUGGACUUGUACGCGGCUAAUCAAACAGCAUUCUUCGAGGCCUUUGGUCGAGCAAUGCAGAAGGUUAGUAUUUUGGGAGUGAAGACGGGCAGGAAAGGAGAGGUGCGACGCAGAUGUGAUCAGUUUAACAAUUUCCAUCCCUGAAAAAGAGAAAGGAACCAGAUAUCGAUGCUGCGUUUUAAUGGGGGAUUCUUUUUUUAUUUUAAAUUUUAUAAUUAAAUUCUUUUUUGGUGCAUGAGUUAACCACUG